This is a messenger RNA of Diprion similis, 2041 nucleotides long. Its product is annotated as GRAM domain-containing protein 2A-like. NCBI's taxonomy places the organism in Eukaryota, Metazoa, Arthropoda, Insecta, Hymenoptera, Diprionidae. The coding region runs from base 133 to 1824 and encodes 563 amino acids. Gene Ontology annotation, biological process: intracellular sterol transport. The record is from RefSeq and is a predicted model, not a curated record. The transcript is spliced from 8 exons. Gene Ontology annotation, cellular component: endoplasmic reticulum-plasma membrane contact site; endoplasmic reticulum membrane; plasma membrane. Gene Ontology annotation, molecular function: sterol transfer activity; sterol binding.
UUCACUAGUCAUUAGAGUACCUACCUACUGUGCGGGAGUGGUGGGCUGGCCUGGUUUUCUGUUCUGUAAUAGUGUAAAAUUUGAACACAGUUAACUGCAAGCUGCAAGUGUAAUAUUACCGGUGAAUCAAAAAUGGUAACACCCAGUGAUGGCAUCGAGGGAAGCCCUGUCGGUUUACGUCGAGUUCACAGCUUUCGUUUGCUAUCAUCCUCGGAAGACAAAGAGGGUGAGGUGGGGUCGCAGUUAAGACGAGGAGGCUCCCUACGUAUACAAAGGACCACUAAUUAUCAUGGAUCCUCUACACUAACCGUUUCUACUGAUCCUGAUGAAAACAAUGGCCGGCCCGCUAGGCCCACCAGACACUCCGCACCUUCCACAGCCGCACCUGCACCGGAGUUCCUGGCACGUAGUCUCCUGCAACUCGGUUGUCCAAUCGUCUCCAUACCGCAGCCUCGUGGAGGAGUGGGGUCGGAGCAUUUGCCCAGUAGUGACAGCGACGAUUCUCUGUCAACCCAUAGCCAUCAUGUCUACAGUCACGGACAAGUGGAGGGAAUUGGGCUUCCAAAAGUCCAUGUAUCGGGGCCUUCGAAUUCCCUGGAUCCCGCAUCUAGCCUCAAUGGGUCAGCGGGAUCUUUAGGCGCGCGAUCGGCACCCAGCACACCUCUUCAAAAUGUAGUUCUGCAGGCAGGACAACCAAUCAGUGGUGCACAACUUACAGUAUCAGGACCGAAUCAACAAUUGCCACCCCCUCGCAGCCCUAGUCAUACUGCCCUGAAAUGUAGUGAAAGCCAACUAUCAAAACCGCUUAGUAGAAGUACGCCAUCCAUGGCCGCUAGUGUUCAGACUGUAGCAACGAGGUCAUCGACAAGAUCUUCAUCGACAUCUACGAGCAGUGCUCGUCAGAAGAAAUUUCACCGACACUUUAGCCAGGUACCCGCCGAGGAACGUGUUCUGAACUACUACAGCUGUGCGCUAGUAGCCGACAUCCUUUUACAAGGACAUCUCUACAUCACACCAAACUACUUCGGCUUCUAUAGCAACGUCUUCGGCUACGUGACUAAAAUACUUAUACCAACGGCGUCGGUUUUAAAAAUCAGCAAAGAGAAGACGGCCAGAAUCAUUCCGAACGCAGUUGCGAUUGCCACAGAGGAGGACAGACAUGUCUUCUGCUCUCUACUCUCGAGGGACUCGACCUUUAAACUAAUGAAGCAAGUCUGGGACGCAGCAAAAGAACCGACACCCGCCGCUGACAUCCCGCUACCGGUAGAGCGGAAACUUCUUUCUCCGGAAACCCUUUUGGUCGACGAUUCCGAGGCCAAUUUGGAGGAGGACGACUCCAGCAUGUCCGAGAGUGGGACUGAUCGGACGUCUAGACCACCUACAGCUUGUACGGACACAGAUGGAUUCUCAGCUAGCAUUCCAAGACCAGUUGCCACCACGACGAGGAUAGAGUCACCGGCGCCGGUAAAAACGAUUUUAACCGCGAAGCCUGUUGCACCAUCAUCUGGUCUUUGGGGUGGCUUCAGGCCUGGUACCAUAAUUGCAGUUCUUGUUGCCCUGUUGGCCAUUUUGUACGUAUCUGCAGCGCUAAUGAUGAUGCGGAUUGAUCGUCUUCAUGCGGCGUACCUAAAUCAUCCAUUGGCCUCACCGGAACGCUUCACCCAGGAUCGUCUCCUGCAGUAUCUCAAUUCCAAUCUCGACCAAAUCGUUAAGGUACGACAGAGUCUGCAAACACUGUCUCAACAGUUCGUGUCAAUGACCGAAGAAACCGACGCUGGACCAAUUUCCGGCGGCGUCAUCGACCCAGAGGACGCUCCGAGUUAGCCCCCGAGGAUACAACGUAACGCAACUUUACCAAAUAAUACGCGCUCCCCUCGCCUCGCUACCGAAUGAACCGUUACGACGCAUUGGCUAGCGUCAGUACGUAAAACGUCAGCAUCAAAAUGUACAUUAUACUAUAUGCAGCAUAACGAUCGUACGCAAGGCGUCUCCGACGAAGCUGCAACAAACGAAAGAUUCAGGUCGUCGUCGUAGCGCAUCG